CCGGAGUCGUUCAGUACGCGGCCGACCACGAAGUCGUCGACGUCGGCUCGUGUAUUCUCUCCCGACACAACCGCGUGUGCAUUCGUCACUCGAGACUCGCCGCUUCUGGCGGGUUGAUUGUCGCAGUGAUUUAUUCUCGUGGCUUUGCAAGACAAUGUUCGCGUGAGUCGAAACGAGUGAGACACUGAGUUUAGGUGGACGGCGCGCAGCUACUUGGAUUGCACAUUGUUGAAACUUCACAUUUUUCAGGCGACAUGGUGUACCACUGGCAAAGUCAAAAUGUCAAGAUCUCCGGGGUGGACGACAUGGUACUUCUGCCGAAGAUCAACGAGGACGCGAUCAUUGAGAACCUCAAGAAGAGAUACAUGGACGACUACAUAUUCACAUGCAUCGGACCCGUACUGGUAUCGGUCAAUCCUUUCAAACAGAUGCCGUAUUUCGGAGAAAAGGACGUCGAGUUGUAUCAGGGCGCGGCGCCGUACGAAAAUCCACCUCACAUUUAUGGAUUGGCAGAUGAAAUGUACAGGAACAUGUUGAUCGACAACGAGAGUCAGUGCGUCAUUAUCAGCGGUGAGUCCGGCGCUGGGAAAACGGUCGCUGCGAAAUACAUAAUGUCCUACGUGGCGAGGGUGAGCGGCGGAGGUAAGAAAGUGCAGAGGGUGAAGGACAUAAUUCUGGAAUCAAAUCCGCUUCUGGAGGCGUUCGGUAACGCGAAGACUAUGAGGAACAAUAACAGCAGUAGAUUUGGAAAGUACGUCGAAAUGCAAUUCGGAUCGGGCGGUCAGCCAAAUGGUGGCAAAAUUUCGAAUUUUCUUCUCGAAAAGUCGAGAGUGACGUGUCACAAUCCGGGCGAGCGAAAUUUUCACAUAUUUUACCAACUGGUGACAGGCGGCAAUCAAAUAAUGAAGACGGAAUUCGGGUUGACGGAUCUCGAUUAUUAUCAAUAUUUGAGUUACGGCGGCAAUCACAGAGUGGACGGCACAAACGACGCGCGGGACUUUCAGGAAACCCUGAAAGCACUGAACGUUAUGGGAAUACAAGACGCAGAAGUAAUGAAUAUAUUCAGAUUGGUCGCCGGAAUUCUUCACUUGGGAAACAUACAUUUCGCUGAAAACGGCAAUUAUUCGCAAAUAGCCGACAAACAAUUUCUAGAGUUUCCAGCCUACCUCUUCGAGAUCUCGGUUGAGCAGCUGUCGCACAAAUUGAUCUCCAGGCAAUUCGAGUCGAAAUGGGGAAGUCAAUCGGAAAGCGUGGACGUCACUUUGAAUGUGGAGCAGGCACUUUAUGCAAGGGACGCUCUGGCAAAGGACGUUUAUGCUAGGCUGUUCGACCAUCUCGUCAAAAAAGUUAACGCGGCAAUGGAGACCAACACGAACGGGUACGAGAUCGGAAUUUUGGACAUAUACGGCUUCGAGAUAUUCGAGAAAAACGGUUUCGAGCAGUUCUGCAUCAACUUCGUCAACGAGAAGCUCCAGCAGAUUUUCAUCGAGCUCACGUUGAAGGCGGAACAGGAAGAAUACAUCGCCGAGAACAUCAGAUGGACGCCGGUGGACUACUUCAACAACGCCGUCGUGGUCGAUCUCCUCGAAGGCAAGAGGCCGCCCGGUCUCUUCUUGGUGCUUGACGAUGUGUGCGCGACGCUGCACGGCGGGAGCACUGGCGCCGAUACCGAUUUGAAGAAGAAACUGGCGGGAGCGGCUAACCAACACGUCCAUUUCCAAGACACCGGCGACGGUUUCGCAAUUCUUCAUUACGCCGGCGUGGUGUCUUACUCCGUGGACGGAUUCUGCGACAAGAACCGCGACGUACUCUUCUUGGAUCUGAUCGAGUUGAUGCAGACGAGCACCAAUUGUUUGAUGCGCGAGCUUUAUCCGCGGGAUAAGGACGCCGCUAAAACAAAGACUCUGAAAUCGAGACCGACCACAGCGGGCAACAAAAUCCGAACUCAGGCGAGCCGCUUGGUCGGUCAGCUGAUGAAAUGCACGCCGCAUUACAUACGGUGCAUCAAACCGAACGAGACGAAGAAGCCGCGCGAUUGGGACCACCUGAGGGUCAAGCAUCAGGUAGAAUAUCUGGGUCUGAAAGAGAACAUCAGAGUGCGCAGAGCCGGGUUCGCUUACAGAAGACCGUUCGCCAAGUUUCUUCACAGAUACGCGAUUCUCACCAAAGAAACGUGGCCUCGUUGGCCCGGCGAUGAGAAGCAGGGCGUGGAGUGGAUAUUGAGGAGCGUUCACAUCGACAGAUCGCAAUAUCAGCUCGGCAAAUCGAAGCUGUUUAUCAAAGCGCCGGAAACUCUGUUCAUGCUGGAGGAAGCGCGUGACCGGAAGUACAACAUGUACGCGCGGAUCAUUCAGAAAGCCUUCAAGAAGUAUUUCGCUCGGAAGAGACAGGAGGAACAGAAACAGAAGGCCGCCGAUCUUCUAUUCGGUCACAAAGAGCGCAGACGGGCGAGUCUGAACAGGAACUUUGCGGUCGAUUACAUAGGGCUUGAAGGCAAACCGCAAACAAUGAGUCUUAUCGGAAGACGCGAAAAAGUGUUCUUCGCUGAAGUGGUGAAAAAAUACGACAGAAGGUUCAAGAUGAGCAGAAGAGAUCUGAUCCUCACCGGGAAAUGUCUCUACCUGAUCGGUCGAGAACAAAUAAAGAAAGGUCUCGAUAAGGGUAAAUCCAUCCAGGUUGUUAAAAGAAAGCUUCUAUUCGAUCAGAUUAGUCACGUAUCAUUAAGCACGUUGCAGGACAAUUUUGUAAUUAUUCACGUAAAGGAGGACUACGCCAGUUUGCUAGAAUCGGUAUUCAAGACGGAGUUUUUAUCCGCCCUCAGUAAAAAACAUCUGGAAGAGACCGGUCAUUCUUUGAACGUUAGAUUCGGCAACGAUAUAGAGUUCAAAGUGAAGAAGGAAGGUUGGGGUGGCGGAGGAACGAGGCUCGUGAAGUUCACGCAAACGGAUUACGGCAACAAGGAAAUUCUAAAACCGUCCGGCAAGAUUCUCCACGUCCACAUCGGUCCGGGACUGCCGAGCACGACGAAACCUAAUGCUAAUCGAUCAACGUUGUCCGGUCGGUUGUACAGCAACUCAUCGAUUUGUUCGACGCCGAAACUGUUGCAUGGCGAUUCAACUCCGCUCCCAAAUUCGAACAAUUCGGUCGCGACCGAAAGACCGUGUCUACGUCCGGUGGCGGCUACGAGGUUCGCGGCUGCUCAAGCAGCCUCAAACGGUAGACCGAAUAUUCCGCCGAAUCGUCCGAAUGUUCAACCUGUGCAGGUUCAGAAGAACGCGAGAAACGGAACGACUCAACCCAACAACCUGCGGAACAACAAACAAAUCCCAAUUAUGGGUAUGUUCGUCAAUCCCGCUGCCGGUCCUCGAGGUUUGCUCAAAUUUCCACCACCGCCCACGGAACCACCGCCGCCGCACGAAGCGACGACGGGUUUCAAGUUACCUUCCCUCGGCGACGAGCGUAACAACAAGGUUCCCGGUCAUCUCAAUAAAGGCAUGCAAACAUCCCAAGAAUGGAAUGUCAAACAAUCUAACGACGCGAUCGAGCGUGCGAGAAGAAGGGACGAUAGCGCCGCUUACGCGGUGGCGAAUAAAAAAAUGCCGCCCCAGAAACCGAAACCGCCGAGUUUGCCGACGGUCAAAGCUCUUUACGACUACGAACCGCAGGAUCUCGACGAGUUGGCUCUCCGAGAAGGAGACAUCAUAGAAGUACUCAAGACGCAUGAGGGAGGUUGGUGGCACGGAAGACUGAAAGGAAAAACCGGUCUGUUUCCUUCGAAUUACGUAGAAAAAGUGUGAAUCACAAUCGGUGAUCAAUCGAGACAAAGUCUUCCCCUCUUUGCUGGACUACGCGCGCGCGCGCGAAACGCCGCGUUAGGAAAUAAUAAUUAAUGUAUCUAAUAAGAAAGAAUACAUCGUACCUGUUACUUUCACGUAAUAUUUACGCUCGAUGAUAAUAAAUUUACUGCGAGUAUUUGUAAUUAAAUACGCAUUACGUACAGCGGAAAGACUGUCGAGAUGUCGAAAAGUCGAGGAAACAAAGUGUGAUAAUUUAUACGAGGAUGUUAUUUAUUUAAGAGAACGUCUGUCAAAACAUCUUAUAAUUGUCUGAACUCUCUCGAAAUAUCCAAAGAAAUGUUUUUCGUUGCAAUCUGUGGUGUGGUUUAGAAAAUUUCUAGGAAUACGUUCUCUCUCUCUCUCUUUGCUGAAGGAGAGAACGUCGAUAACAGUGUCGCUCUUUACAUAGUUGAUGUACACGAUGGAGAGAUUCGUAAAUUUGUAACUUUUUAUGUAAUGUACAAUCGGUACGUAGUCAGUGAAGUUUCUCUCACAGUUACCAAUGCGAGAUGACACGAGUAGUCAUAUUACAAUUUAAAUACGUAUGUAUAUACAAUGUCAUUGCCAUCCUCAAGAUAUGUGUGUGCUAGUAAAUCCAUAUCUCAAUCAA
Molecule: messenger RNA, 4446 nt
Organism: Pseudomyrmex gracilis
Lineage: Eukaryota; Metazoa; Arthropoda; Insecta; Hymenoptera; Formicidae
Product: unconventional myosin-Ie-like
Exons: 21
Coding region: 255-3797 (1180 amino acids)
Biological process (GO): actin filament organization; vesicle transport along actin filament
Cellular component (GO): plasma membrane; cytoplasm; vesicle
Molecular function (GO): ATP binding; microfilament motor activity; actin filament binding
Source: RefSeq, a predicted model, not a curated record